Messenger RNA from Guillardia theta CCMP2712, 354 nucleotides. RefSeq lists its product as hypothetical. Lineage: Eukaryota; Cryptophyceae; Pyrenomonadales; Geminigeraceae. The coding region runs from base 1 to 354 and encodes 117 amino acids. The record is from RefSeq and is a predicted model, not a curated record. The transcript has 7 exons.
AUGUGCAGUCAAGGGAAUCAAACAUCUCCGAAUGGUUCGAAGAAGUCGGCAAUAGGCUCCCCCAUCUUUCCUGAGCCUAGCUGCCCUGAUAUAUUGGCUGGGAAAGAUGACAAGUUUGCUAAAGCUCUUUCAGCACGAGAUAGGAGAAGCGCGAGGGUCGGAGCCAACGAGAGGCCAAAGAGCCCUCUUUACUUCAACGAUUCGACCAAAGGCCGAAUUCGCCUGGCAUUCAACGAGGUGGAGUCAGCUAUAGCGGCUCCAAAGAGAGGAGAGUUCCGGCGUAUUGCUCGUGCCAUUUCUUUAGGGGAGAUAUUUCCUCGCACUUAUGCGGGCUGCUUCCCAUGGUCUCCUUGA